AUGGAGGAGGUUGAAGAGGAAGAAGCAGACAGCGAAGGCGUCCGAGGGGCAGGACCUCCGGUGAUACUCCACGCAAUUGGACAUAUCAAGGGGGGGCAAGAAAGGAAAGUGAGCCACUUGGUCGGCUCGGAAGAAGGUGAACGGAUGGACGAGGCCCACCAGGAAGGGUUUCCCCCCUCAAAGGAAUCUCCACUGGUAGGUGAAACCUCCCCCAAUGGGCCAACCGGGAAACCGCCAGAUGAUCCCGACAAAGGGAACGAAGACGAUGACAAAGACGGUGACAAGAAGUGCAACGCGUGCAACUUCUGCGAAGACGUGUGCUUCUCCAUCCUCUGCGCAAGGUGCAAAAUAAAGAGGAAGAACCUCUACGACAAAUACAAGAAAUAUAAGAAGCACAACCUGAGAAUAUGCCAAAAAGAAAUUAAGCUUGUGCUGAAGGUGAACAUGAAAGCGCGCGCAGAGAUACUGUCCCGGAGUCUCUCGGAUGGGCAGACCAGGCGGCGGCGCGGACUGGUGGAAGGAGAAGAUGAUCUAGAAACGGCACACACGGUGAACCCCCCAAAAGCAAGGAACCCACAGAACGCGGCACGCCUCGCGAAGUCAAAACAGAGCAACCCCAACGACGAGGGUGACGAAAAGGGAAUAGUCCAAACGAGAGACCAGUACAAAACGCUAAAGGAUGCCAUCAGGAGGAGCAAAAGUCUCACCAACUCCGAGUGCGAAAGGGAAGAAAAAAAAAUGAAAUACUAUAAUUACAUCGAGUAUAAACAGUAUUUUACCAAAUGUGAAAUCAGAAGACACUGUGAUGUGAAUGACUGUUGGGUGGUGGCCAAUGGGUACGUAUACGACGUGACAACCAUCCUCCGCCAUCACCCAGGUGGGAUUAAUUGCAUUUUAAAAAAAGGAGGUGAUGAUGUCUCAAUGGAUUAUUCUUUCCAUUCCAAGUACGCACAGAAGAAUUUCUGGGAACCUCUAAGAAUUGGCACAGUUAUAACCUGCUCGAAGGAAGUUAACGACUUGCGGAUGGGAAGUCUCUCUUACAAAAUGAAAAACAAAUGCAUGAUGAUGUGA
This is a messenger RNA of Plasmodium inui San Antonio 1, 1071 nucleotides long. RefSeq lists its product as hypothetical. The coding region runs from base 1 to 1071 and encodes 356 amino acids. The record is from RefSeq and is a predicted model, not a curated record. The transcript has a single exon. NCBI's taxonomy places the organism in Eukaryota, Apicomplexa, Aconoidasida, Haemosporida, Plasmodiidae. Gene Ontology annotation, cellular component: membrane; intracellular membrane-bounded organelle. Gene Ontology annotation, molecular function: heme binding.